CUAGUUCUCGGGGACGCGAUAGCGAGGCAGCUCGCAGGCGACAGAGUUGGGAAUCGACAAGAGGCAGGGAGAGCCCUGCAAUUUGGCAGGGGAAUUCCCUCCCCUCUCGCUGGGGCUGCAUUCCCCCGGGCUCAGGGACACAGGAAUAGGCUGACUCCCCAUGCACCAAGAGGGAGAGAAUUUAUUUGUGCUAUGAACUCUGCAGAGAAGGCCACGUUUUCAGUGCACGCUCUCCUAAUCUGCAAACAAAAAGUUGCAAUAUUUUCUUGACUCAGAGGCGGAUGAAACGCACCACCCGCCUUUAGAUGUUAAACGACCGACCUGGAAGCAAGAUUUGUCAGCUCUAGCUCAGAAACCUUUCACUAAUCUUAUCCGCAUUUCCACUCUGAAGGACACGGGAGGUUGGUUCGAGAUUAUUGCAUUUGACUUUUUUAUAUGUGUGAAAGAUAGUAACUGGGUCAAAAAUCGCAAGGAUAUUGUGGAUCGUUAUGUAAUCGGAAGCGAUAAUGCCUGAAGUAGCUGUCUAAAGAGAUAGCAAACAUUGACAAUAAAACGCUUGGUUAGAAGGAAGGGGCGUUUCUAGAUACUGGUCAGCGCGUGUAAAUCACGGAAAAGUUGGCUUCUGAUGUUGUGACAGUGAUCAGGCUUUCCUGAAUUUGGAAGGAAAUGGUUCUGGUGUCUUGGAAGGGUUUUUAGUGACGCGAUCCUCCCACGUGUCAGUCCUCAAUAACCGCAACUCUAGCUCAGUUUACAAGCAAGCAGAAGGAAGAAUUAAGCUGUCCACUGUCCGGAUCCCAUCCCAGAACAAUGGAGCAAAACAACAACCAACCCGUGCAGGAAGAGAAGAGCAAGGCUGAGAAGAGGUUCUCCCUGUGGUACAUGGGGUGGUCCACACUGGACAGGAGGACCACCUUGCCCAUGUUACCCUGGCUGAUGGCCGAGAUCCGCAGGCGCUGUGAGAAACAGGAGUUGGGGUCGUCCUUGGCUGCGCGGGAGGUCCUUCUCAUUCUCAGCCCACCCCUCGUCCGAUGUGUCCCCCAGGCUACCGGUGGUAACUCGUCCGUCUUCAUCUUUGAGCAUAAGGCGCAGCACAUCAUCAGGUUCAUCCAUAACAGUCAUGACCUCACCUACUUUGCCUAUCUCAUCAGGACUCAGCCUGACAACCCCGAUACCGAGAUGGCCUGCCACGUUUUCAGAGGCACCGACCCCAAUCAGGUUCCUGAUGUUAUCAGCAGCAUCCGACAAGUCUCCAAGGCCUCCUUAAAAGGGGAUGCCAAGUCCCGGCAGGACAGCGAUGACGCCUUCUACAACUCACAGAAGUACGAGGUGCUGUACUGUGGCAAGGUGGUGGUGAUGCACAAGAAGGCCCCGUCCACUCUCAUCGAUGACUGCAUUGAGAAGUUUGCCCUGCACCAGCGGGAGAGGGAGCGGCUGAAGCUGCUGAAUGAGGACUCCCCAGCGGAAGCCGGUGAGGGAGGAGAGCUCCUCUGCGACGCGGCCGACGAGGCGGCCGUCAGCACCAACCUGCCCUGCGCCGGCGCCGGCCAGGGUGAGCUGCCGGGCGCGGGCCCCUGCUCGGUGCUGGCCCAGCCCAGCACGGAGGACGUGCCGCUUGAGGAUGAGCAGGCCGAGUUCCGGUACCGGUGCAACAGUGUUGCCAGCAUCCGGCCCAGGAAGGUGCCCGACCUCGCCACUAAAGUACCUCCUCGACGUCGUCACGCCAGCGCCCCAAGCCACGUCCAGCCCUCUGACGCAGAGAAAAAUCGGACAAUGUUAUUUCAGGUUGGCCGGUUUGAAGUUAACCUCAUCAGUCCUGACACCAAAACUGUCGUGCUUGAGAAGAACUUCAAGACUAUUUCAUCCUGCUCUCAGGGUAUAAAGCACGUUGACCAUUUUGGGUUCAUUUGUCGAGAGAACAUCGAACCUGGUCUGAGUCAGUAUGUGUGUUACGUGUUUCAGUGUGCCAAUGAAUCACUGGUGGAUGAAGUCAUGCUGACCUUGAAGCAGGCAUUCAGCACGGCCGCUGCGCUGCAGAACGCUAAGACCCAGGUCCAGCUGUGCGAGGCCUGCCCCAUGCAUUACCUGCAUAAACUCUGCGAGCGGAUUGAAGGUCUCUAUCCACCAAGAGCAAAGCUUGCAAUACAGAGGCAUGUUUCUCUCCUGAACGACAAUGAACAGGCUGAUAUUUUUGAGCGUGUGCAGAAAAUGAAGCCAGCUGAUGACCAAGAUGAGAACGAGCUGGUGAUUCUCAUCCUGAGGCAGAUGUGUGAGAACAAGCAGAAGAGCCAUUGCCACAUUGGAGAGACCCCUCCGGCUUUGCCAAAUAACAUGAUCCCUGAGCACUCUGCAAGCAUGGGCAGGUUUAAACUUGAUGUUCUGAAAAACAAGGCAAAGAAAUCGUUGACCAGCUCCCUGGAAAAUAUCUUCUCACGGGGAGCCAAGAUGCGUGGCCGAUUGGGGAGCAUGGACAGCUUUGAACGUAGCAACAGCUUGGCAUCAGAUGCAUCUAGGGACGGUUCCCCAGGGGAGUCCCCUCCUGGUUCUCCACCAGUCAGCCCCCGGGCAUCCCCUCUCUCGUCGCUGGGCCAGGCCUUCGCGGAGCAGGACUCCGACUCGCCCCUCUUCCGGCGGCGGGCACACACGUUCAGCCACCCGCCGUCGAGCAAGCGGAGGAUCAGCUUUCCCAAUGAGAAGCCGCACCACAGCAGGACACCCAUUGUUCGCCAACAGUCGGAGAUAUUACAGAGCAGCCCCAUCAACAUCGUGAGACGCAGUCGAUGUGACUACGAAGGUGAAUCCAGUUCCAACAGCCUUCCUGCCUCCCUAUCUGCCCCUUCCUUCCUGAAGUCCUUUUACACCAAUUCGAGCAAGCUGCUGCACCUGCAGUCGGACAGCGGGAGCCCCAAAAGUGAUGCUGAGGGGAGGAGACGGGCUUUCUCUGGAUGCAUCACAGAUUCACUGAGCACAGCGGGGACACUCCUCACUCCGCGUCGCAUCUCCUGGCGCCAGCGGAUCUUCCUACGCGUUGCCUCGCCAAUGAACAAGUCUCCAGCCGCCAUGCAGCAGAAGGGGACGUUGGAAGGUCACCUUGAAGGCAGAGAGUUGCCACCUCUGUCCCCGCUUGUGCCUGCUGUGGAGGGGGACCCCAUGGCUUCUCUGCUGGUGACCGAUGACGUGCCUGAUGGGGAGACGAGAAAGCGUUCGUCAGAGGAGCUCCGGCAUAUGUGGCGAAAGGCCAUCUACCAGCAGAUCCUGCUGCUCCGGAUGGAAAAGGAAAAUCAAAGGCUGGAAGCAAGCAGGGAUGAACUUCAAACCAGGAAAGUGAAACUGGACUACGAGGAGUUUGCGCUUUGCCAGAAAGAAUUUUUUGCGGUUUGGGACAAAAUGCUGAGCACCCCAGGAAGGGCAAAGGUCAAGGUUGACAUGGAGAAGGUUCACACGGCACUCAGUCAAGGGGUUCCGAAAUGUCGUAGAGGAGAGGUUUGGCAGUUCCUCGCUGAGCAGUAUCGAUUGAGACACCGGCUGGCAGAGAAGCAGCAGCCAGGAGAUAUCUCAUACAAGGAGCUCCUGAAACAACUGACUACCCAGCAGCACGCUAUCUUGGUGGACCUUGGACGAACGUUUCCGACGCAUGCAUACUUCUCGGCACAAUUAGGAGCUGGGCAACUCUCACUGUUUAAUCUCCUCAAGGCCUACUCAUUGCUGGACAAGGAGGUGGGCUACUGUCAGGGCAUCAGUUUCAUUGCUGGUGUCCUCCUUCUGCACACAAGUGAGGAGCAAGCCUUCGAAAUGCUGAAGUUCCUAAUGUACGACCUAGGCUUCCGUAAGCAGUACAGGCCUGACAUGAUGUCACUGCAGAUCCAAAUGUAUCAGCUGUCGAGGCUGCUGCAUGACUACCACCGGGAACUGUACAUCCAUCUGGAGGAAAAUGAAGUCAGCCCUAGUCUCUAUGCUGCUCCAUGGUUUCUCACGUUCUUCGCCUCACAGUUCCCACUGGGAUUUGUUGCUAGGGUUUUCGAUAUAAUGUUUCUCCAAGGGACUGAAGUGAUAUUUAAGGUGGCCCUCAGUCUGCUGAGCAGUCAUGAAGCAUUAAUUCUGCAGUGUGACAGUUUCGAGAGCAUUGUUGAAUUUGUGAAGACCACCAUUCCGAAUCUGAGUCAUUCACAGAUGGAGAAGACUAUUACCCAGGUAUUUGAGAUGGAUAUCUCCAAGCAGCUCCAUGCCUAUGAGGUGGAGUACCAUGUUUUGCAAGAUGAGAUGGUGGAAGGAGCAUCACCGUGCGAUGAUGGGGAUCGCUUGGAGAAGCUGGAGAGAGCGAACAGUCAGCUUAAGAAACAGAACAUGGAGUUACUGGAGAAGCUCCAGGCCACUCGCUUCAAGAUACAGAACCUGGAAUCCAGCAUUGAGAGCAUCCUGAGCCGAGAGAACAAAAUGAAGCUUUUGAUCCGUUCAAUGGAGCAGGAGAAGCAGGCCCACCUAAAGACAAUAGAGCAGAUGCGCAAGUACUUGCCCCCGGAGUUCCUGUCCGAAGCGGAGCAUCAGACAAGGAAAAACUCAGGAGUUUUCCCUUCAAGGAAGCCAGAGGCAAUGGACGAGGAGGUAGAUGACAGCAGAGUCAAAAUAGCAAAUAAUAAGCCAUGACAGCAGGAGGACUACGAGGGGGGAUGCAACAAGUAGAAGCUCUAUAGCCAUCAUCAGGAAGGAAGUGCACACUUUCCCAGGUCUUUGAGCCACUGCUUCACAUGGCGAAUGUCUCAGAAGAUAUCCAAAAUGAAGACCUUUUGAAAGAAUGGUGACUGUAGAAAGCUUGGUACCCAAAGUUCUUUUCAUCCAGACGAAAAAAAAAGCAACAGAACCUUAAUACUCCCAUGACCAGACUACUCAGUGCUUACUGUGGUUGGAUGGUGAAAACUUUAACCCCGCAAUGACUGUAGGUGCUGUAUUAUAAGUACUCUUGGUGCUGCAGCUGGGGUGAGCUGCUUGGCCUUACCACAAGAGGACAGGGUGGUGGUUCUACGACGACUAUUCUUUCCAUGGCAUAUUUAGUAAUAAGGGUGAGGGGGUGCAAGUCAAUGCUUUGAAAAAUCAUGUCCGAAAAGCAAAUGUAUUUUCUCUGCAAGGAAACGGUGUGCUUCUCGUCUGAUCCGUGGUGGAUAAAUGAACUCUUCGUGAAUGCUGCUGUCAAAGGAUAGUGAGGGGUCAACGGUUAACCAGAUCCUCUUCAAAUGCCAGAACUUGCACAAGUGCCAAACCUUACCACUUUCACAUCAAUCGAUGCUCAGUAAAUUGGAAUCUCUUCACCAAGCAGCUUAAAGUCUGAAGAAGGGCAUUACAAAGAGAGGAAAUAAAAUAAAUCAGAACUGCCACAAACAUUUCAUCCAACCACUGAGUUUCCAGAGUGUUUAAUCCUCCACUGUGUAUGUGUUUGCUAUAAAUAUAACCAAAUCAUAUAAAAUGAUAUCUGUACUUGAUUAAACAGUGCAAUUUCUGUAAAACAAAGUCUAUUUUCUCCUUCACAGUGUCUGAUGGUGUUUGAAACAUCUCCCAACAAGCCAACGUAAUGAAAUUCAAAUAAAAAGAUGAAAAUCACUCUAAA
Messenger RNA from Hypanus sabinus (Atlantic stingray), 5596 nucleotides. It is a transcript of the gene tbc1d4, whose product is annotated as TBC1 domain family, member 4. Lineage: Eukaryota; Metazoa; Chordata; Chondrichthyes; Myliobatiformes; Dasyatidae. The transcript is spliced from 20 exons. The record is from RefSeq and is a predicted model, not a curated record. Bases 808 to 4641 code for a protein of 1277 amino acids.